Molecule: messenger RNA, 538 nt
Organism: Phytophthora nicotianae INRA-310
Lineage: Eukaryota; Oomycota; Peronosporomycetes; Peronosporales; Peronosporaceae
Exons: 1
Coding region: 1-435 (144 amino acids)
Cellular component (GO): extracellular region
Source: RefSeq, a predicted model, not a curated record
AUGAUGGCUCCGUUAUGGGUGAUUUUGCUUCUCAACGCGGUCUCCACCAGUACUACGAGUGCGACAGAGUGCAGUGACGCUCAGUUUCAGACAAUAUCGAGCAACGCGAACCUGGCUGGAUGCACGAAUGACGUUGGUUUUGAUAUCCUUUCGGCACUCACUGAAGAUCAGAUUAAGGAAAUAUGCGGCAGCACAGCGUGCAUGGCACUAUGGGAGGACGUUGAGGCAAUGGGUUUUGGCGACUGCGCGAUUCCUGACUUGGGUCUCUCCCUACAAACGGAUAUCCUCGAUCCCGUUUCAACUGAAUGUAGCAUCAGCUCUACUGGAGACGAUGUUGGGUCGGACAACGCGUCUCUCACUAGCCAAAGCUCAUCUGACAGCGCUGGGGCGGUGGCUGUGCCAGUUUUCACGUUGUUUGUCAUGAUGUUGGGCUAGACUUUGUUCAAAUAUCAUUUCACACAAACUAUUCAGACGAUAAAAAAUAUGCUCCUGACCAGAUAAAAAAAAACUUGUGUAAUGUAGAAAAAUUACCCAUUCC